GUAUUUGAUUGUUUGGAUGCAGAAAGAAAUAUAAUAUAAAUACAUCUAAAAUGAUGUCCGGACACCCUUCUACUAUUAGUGCCGAUCGUUAUUUUAAACAGCCAAAAACAUACACCAGGGAGGAUUGGGGAGCCAGACCAGCAAAAAGAAAGGUUUUGAUGAGGACUCCCGUCAUAUACCUUGUGUUUAAGAAAAUAGAUACAGAAAACUGCUUUACAAAAGAGCACUGUGCACAAAUUAUAAAAGAUUUACAAGAUGAUGACAUGGACCGCAAAGGAUUACCAGACAUACAAUACAACUUUUUGAUUGGGUCAGAUGGGUCCAUUUUUGAAGGAAGAGGUUGGUACACGGCACCUGAGCCUUUUCCAAGGAACAAAUAUCAAAUUUUACAUCAGCUAAAUAUUAGAGCUUGCUUUAUAGGCAUGCUUGGAGAAAAUGAAGAGGUAAGAGACACCGUAGAACAAGAGUUUGCAGUCAUUCAUCUCAUAGGAGAUGGUGUAGAAAAGAAAACGAUUCAUGAGAACUCCCAGUACAUGAUGUGGGAAGAAAUAGGAUAUCAAAGAUCCAGUCCUUACGAUGAUGAUCCAGCAUGAACAUUUGCUUUUAAUUACAGACUGUAUAUAAGUAAUUAGGAAGUAAAACUUUAGACUAGUGUAAUAAGUAUUUUUUAUUAUGUGCAUUGAAAUUGAUUCUUUAAAAACAAUACAUCUUUAAAUAGCCAUGUUCUAAGAAAGCUUAAAUUUAGUUAAUAAUGUAAAU
Macrosteles quadrilineatus (aster leafhopper) is the source of this 759-nucleotide messenger RNA. Its product is annotated as peptidoglycan-recognition protein 3-like. Gene Ontology annotation, molecular function: N-acetylmuramoyl-L-alanine amidase activity; zinc ion binding. Lineage: Eukaryota; Metazoa; Arthropoda; Insecta; Hemiptera; Cicadellidae. Gene Ontology annotation, biological process: peptidoglycan catabolic process. The record is from RefSeq and is a predicted model, not a curated record. The transcript has 4 exons. The coding region runs from base 51 to 593 and encodes 180 amino acids.